AUGGCGAUCCAUCGGCCCCUUGAUCCCGUCGACCCCUCGACGGCGGGCGCCGCCAGGACGGCCAGCGCCGCCGCGCGCUUCCCCAGCUUGGCCUCGCGGUCGCCGCCGGGCUCGCGGGGGCAGGCCCCGCUACCGCUGCCGGAGCGAGGAGGAGCCGCGUGGCAUGCGGAGAGCAGCGCUUGGCCCCCGCCGCUCGGUGAGCCGCACGCCUUUUCAGGGGCGCUCUCUCAGGACAGCUGGCGGCCCCGCUGGUCCGCCAAAGACCCCCCCGCGCGCGGUGGCUGGGCGGCCGCGCUGGAGGACGAGAACCGCUCCCUGCGCGAGGAGAUCGGCCGCAUGCAGUCGGCCACGGUGGACUCGUUCCACCGGCGACCGAUGGCCGCCAUGGCUGGAGGUGGCUUCCGCGGGCCCUGCAAGGUGACCCGCAAGUGCAUGUGCGAGGAGCUCCAGGCGAGGCUCGCGAAGGCGCAGGCCCUCCUCAGCGAGUCGCGGCGGCGAUCCUCGAGGGAUCCGCCCGCCGUCGCCAGGGAGCUCUCCGACCCUCCGCUGCCGCCGGACCCGCCAGCCGCACCAGGCGGCGCGGCCGCCGCGGCCGAGGCGACGGAGACGCGAGAUGCCGCGGUCCAG
Prorocentrum cordatum is the source of this 627-nucleotide messenger RNA. Lineage: Eukaryota; Dinophyceae; Prorocentrales; Prorocentraceae. The record is from the annotation of a GenBank genome assembly.